CUAACAAAAUGUUUUAAGUCUUAUUAACUUGGCAACCAAAGUAUAAAGGGUGAUUAUCAAUAUACAUGUGUUUGUACCAAAAUGAAUAACUCUAGUGAUCCACCUUAAACAAAGAUAGAAAACAAAGGCUGUGGCAUAGGCAGGGGCGGUGUUUGGAGCUGAAAGCACAUUCUUGAGAACUAAGGAAUAGGAUCUGCUAGGGAUACAGAAAUUGAUAUGUCACUUCCAACCUGUCGCUGAAUAGGCUUCUAUAGUAUCUUUCCCUAUCUGUGCUCCUUAACUUAUUCUCCUUCACUUCUUCCAUACCUUAAAUGCGUUUAUUGUUUACAUCAGUGAAAGUUUUAUACUCAUUUCUUCAUUUAAUAGUUUGUACUUUAGUUUUCCAUCUUUGCUUUUGCAUUUAUUUUUAACAUGUCCAGAGUAGCGAAGUACCGGCGCCAGGUGAGCGAAGAUCCAGAUAUAGAUAACCUAUUGUCCACUUUAUCCCCUGAAGAGAUGGAGCAGCUGCAGAGGGAACUGGAUUCAGGAGACCCUGAUGCUGGGAUCUCUGCUGGGCUACGUAAGGACCAGACUGAAAAAGCUUCCUCCCAGAGGGAAGCUGAAAGAGAGCGAUUCACAAAACAGACUUCAGCUGAUGAAUCAAAAUCUCCAGAUAAACCUAAUGCUCACAAAAAAAUAGAUAUGGAAAGUAAACGCCUUCAUACACAGAACAGCAGCAGGAUGCAGGUAUCAGAGGAGAAGAAAGAGACCAAAACAGAAGUUGGUGCUCCCAAACAGGAAAAACAAAAAGAUAAGGAUGACCGGGUUGCCAAGAUGAGGGAAAGAUUUAGACAAGAAAAAAACAACACAGUGGAAAAAAAAACAGAAGGAUCCACACCUAACAAUACAAGCAACGUGAAGAUUACAAAAACAGAAAAAGAACGAAUCAAAGAUGAAACAGAGAAGACCAAACCAAAGACAGAGAACUCAGAAAAGCAGCUGGAAAAGCAAGAAGCUCCAGACAAAUCCAUAAAGACCAAGGGAAAACAAAUCCAUAAAGACCUCAAUAAAAAUGUUCCUAUAUUGAAAACACCGAAUGAAGAUGACAAAGUUGUCUAUGAAGACCAAAAAACUGAGAAAAAUGAAAAUGGUACACUAAACCAGGUAGAAGAAGGCAAAGAGGAUGAAUCAUCUAGCAUCUUUGAUGAACUUUUGGAGAAAGUAAAAAACAAUGAACCAGAAAUGACAGAACUUAAUCUAAAUAAUUCAGACUGCAUCACCAUUGAGACUCUAAUGAGCUUUACAGAGGCCUUGGAAUUCAAUACCCAUGUUAAGCUCUUUUCAUUGGCUAACACACGUGCUGAUGACCACAUCGCAUUAGCUAUUGCAGCCAUGCUGAAGUCAAAUAAGACAAUCAUCAGCAUCAACCUGGACUCCAACCAUGUCACAGGAAAAGGCAUCUUAGCAAUCUUUAGAGCCCUUCAACACAAUCAAACUCUGACAGAGCUACGCUUUCACAACCAGAGACAUAUCUGUGGUGGCAAAACAGAAAUGGACAUUGCAAAAAUGUUGAAGGAAAACACCACUCUUCUAAAACUUGGGUACCACUUUGAGUUAGCUGGGCCCCGUAUGACAGUUACCAACUUGCUGAGCAGAAACAUGGACAAGCAAAGACAACGCAGGAUAGCAGAACAAAAAGCUGCACAGGCAGCAGGUGACAAGAAAAAUAACUGCCUGGAAGUGCCAAAAGCCAUAACACCUUCCCCUAAAAUCUCACCACAGCCCUCCCCUCAAAUCUCUAAAAAGGGUCCCUUAAAAAAAGGAGGGAUUCCUGCUCCCCCUCCCCCUCCACUUGCACCACCACUAAUCAAUGAAAAUAUCAGGAGCUCCUUAUCGCCUGCUUCUCAAAGGAGGAUAGUUGAAAAAACAGGACCUUCAGAGAAGAAUUCCAGGGAUCAACUUCUAGAAUCCAUAAGAACCAGCAAUAUCAAGCAACUUAAGAAGGUGGAAGUACCCAAAUGGUUGAAGUAAACAGACUCUGAGGAAUUCAAAAGAAAAACAAUAAAUAAAUAAAUAAAUUAAUUUAAAAAAGUGUAUAUAUAUAUUAUACAUAUAUUAUACAACAAACCUUUAUUCCUCAUCUGCAACAUUUUUAUUAAAUAUUACCACUGGCAAACGAAUGCAAUCUUAAUUGUCAAGCAUUCCCAAUUACAUAUCUCUGUAUUAUAUUCAUAGCACUAAUCAUUAGAAGCACACAUCAGUUAUGCACAUAUUUAUUCCCAUUCAGUUUUGACAAUUUUUUUAAAAACAUUUGUUCUAAAAAACAAAUGUUAUGAAUUUCACCUGUUGCUAUGCUAUCGUUAGCAGUUUAUGUAGUGAAUCAGUUGUAUAGAAUAAACAUAGAAAUAUCGUGACAUAUAAACAAAUGUUUAGCAGGUCUGGUGAUCACCAUGUAUAAAUCUGCAGUAUGGAAUGGUUCCAGGAUACAUACGAAUCAUUAAUGAAAACUUUUAAUGCCACGCUUAUGAUGAUAUCCUGCAAAUAAAACUACAUAUUUUUUAAGGCUGCCCACACUUUGCCAAUGGAAGAAUUGGAUUUUUCUUGCCUUGUUUCAAAGAUAAAAAACAAUUUAGCACACUCUAUUCUUGCACUUUGUGCAAAGGGCACCCUGCUAAAUAACCUUUUUAACUGUUUAUUGAUGAUAUGGCUUGAAGCACCAUGUACAGUGUUCUACUGUUUAAAAGCUAAAACUUGUCCAAAUAUAUAUUUUUGAUGCAUUGUAAAUCUUUUAUGAAGGUAUUGUACAUUUAUUCAGAGGUUAUUAAAUCUAUAAUAAACCACACAGGGUCUUUAAA
Messenger RNA from Bombina bombina (fire-bellied toad), 2834 nucleotides. It is a transcript of the gene LMOD1, whose product is annotated as leiomodin 1. The transcript has 3 exons. Gene Ontology annotation, cellular component: striated muscle thin filament; myofibril. Gene Ontology annotation, molecular function: tropomyosin binding; actin binding. Gene Ontology annotation, biological process: pointed-end actin filament capping; muscle contraction; myofibril assembly. Bases 412 to 2010 code for a protein of 532 amino acids. Lineage: Eukaryota; Metazoa; Chordata; Amphibia; Anura; Bombinatoridae. The record is from RefSeq and is a predicted model, not a curated record.